GCGCGCUCACUCGACGGGAGCGCGCAGGUUUGACAGCAGCAGGAGCGGAGCGGCGGGAUCGCAGCCUCGCGCGGUUUCCAGGUGAGCGGUGGGAGUGAGCCCUGCCCCCCGCCCCCACCCACACCCCAGUCGCGUUCAGGUCGGGUCGUCCUGCUCAUACUCAGGUGCAGAGAUGCAGGUGAAGCUCCUUCUGCUGCUCCUCUGCCUCUCUCCGGGAUCCUGCAAGAAGGUGUGCGUCUGCAGCGGGAAGUCUGAGUGUCACUGCCAUGAGGUCAAAGGCCAGAAGGGAGAGCCUGGUUACCCGGGAUACCCCGGACUUCCUGGAAGGACCGGUCACCCUGGGAACGAGGGGGAGGAGGGCCUUUCUGGAGAAAAGGGAAACUCAGGAGUUCCUGGAAGUCCAGGACCUAAAGGAUCUCGGGGUCUUCCAGGACAGCCAGGAUUUCCAGGACUUCCAGGACUGCCGGGAAUUCCAGGAAAACAAGGACCAUUGGGGAAAACGGGCUUCCCAGGAUGCAAUGGGACAAAGGGGGAUCCGGGUUAUCCAGGGUUUCCUGGACUUCGGGGACCCACCGGUCCACAGGGGCUCCAGGGGGCGCAGGGGAUGAAGGGAGAAUCGUUUGUCAACCCAAAUCUUCCACCAAUUCAAGGAGAACCAGGACCCCCAGGACCAGCUGGAGAAAAGGGACGCAGAGGAGAUUUCGGUUACUUAGGCCUACCAGGUUCACUAGGACCCCCCGGCCAACAGGGGUUUCCUGGGCUGCCAGGUGUACCCGGAGAGAAGGGACUAGAAGGAGCCAGCCCAAUGAGUCCAGGUCCUCAGGGACAGAAGGGCGAUCAAGGACCUCCAGGACUUCCUGGAAAAAGAGGAAUCAAGCUGUAUGCUGAGGGGCCCAAAGAGCUGAAGGGAGAACCAGGUGAAGAAGGACAGAAAGGUUCUCCUGGACCGCCUGGACCUCCAGGAAAUCCGGGGUUGAAAGGUCAGAAGGGCGAUGUGGGAUACCAAGGCUCACUGGGUAAACCCGGGAAGAUCGGAUUCCCUGGACCCUUCGGGCUGCAGGGAUUUCCUGGGGAUCCAGGGGUUCGGGGUCCUGAAGGGACCGAUGGAGUGCUGGGAGAUAAAGGCGACCGUGGUCUUCCGGGUCUUCCUGGAGAUGUGGUCUACAACUACAGAUCUGUGCAGGGCCAGCGGGGUUUGCCGGGACCUCCAGGACCCAAAGGACGUCCUGGAAGACCAGGUCUUUUGGGUUUUCCAGGGAUGAAAGGCGAGCCAGGUGACGUCCUUGAUGGUUCUACUGGCUUCCGUGGGGCUCCUGGUUCGUCUGGACUCGAGGGGGACAAAGGAGAGCCAGGACCAUAUAUCAGUGGACCCCCAGGAAAGAGUGGGAACCCUGGAGGACCUGGACCCGAGGGAGAGCCUGGAGAGCCCGGACUACCAUAUUUCUUGGAUGGAGGAAGUGGCCCUCCAGGAGACAAAGGCUUCAAAGGCCAGACUGGACCUCUGGGGCUUGAAGGAGAAAUGGGGGAGAAGGGUGAGAUGGGGGAGGUGUGCUUCCUUUGUCCCCUACUCUCUGGACCCCCUGGACCUCCAGGUGAACGUGGUCCGACAGGUGAAAAGGGAGAACCAGGUGAACUUGGUGAAUCAGGACCGAAAGGGUACAAAGGUGUGAAGGGAAUGAGAGGAAGGCCUGGUCGAAAGGGCCUCUAUGGUAUUCCAGGAGUCCCAGGACCUUCAGGUGAGCCAGGUGAGCCAGGAGUCAUGCAGAGGGUGGGGCAGAAAGGUGAGGAAGGGUCUCCGGGACAGCCGGGACUACCAGGACCUAGGGGAAAGCCUGGACCUUCAGGCAGACCAGGACCAAGAGGUGAAGACGGAGAAAAAGGAAAUCCUGGGCCACCAGGUCCAAAAGGUAAUACUGGACUACAAGGAGAAGCUGGACCUCGAGGCCAAAGAGGGCAAAUGGGCCCUCCUGGCCUGCCUGGCAUUGGGAGUUUGGGACCUCCUGGACCUCCAGGUGAUGCUGGGUUUCUAGGAGAGCCAGGAGAACAAGGACCUCCAGGUGAAAAAGGGAAUUCCGUGAGAGUGGUUCAGCUUAAGGGAAAUAAAGGUCAGAAAGGAGAAAAAGGAAUUUCUGGGAUUCCUGGACCCCAAGGGGCCAUCGGUCCGACAGGUUCUCCAGGAUUUGUUGGUUCAAAGGGGGAAAGGGGAAAUGAAGGAUUUUCCAUUCCGGGACGUCAAGGUUUCCCAGGAAUAAAAGGAGACAAAGGGAUUCCAGGAAAUCCAGGUCCUUACAGUGUUGGUGUCAAAGGUCGUGGAGGGCCAUCAGGUCCUCCUGGAAACAUGGGCCCUAAGGGCAACAGGGGGGUUGGUUUUCGUGGCUUUCCAGGUCAGUUGGGUCCUCGGGGAGAUGAUGGCUUUGUGGGACCCCCAGGAAAUCCCGGACCUCCAGGGCCACCUGGAAUCUCAGGACAAAAAGGACAAGAUGGUCUAGCUGGACCCAGUGGUAAUAAUGGUCUGGAUGGAGAACGUGGUCCUGUUGGCAUACCUGGUUUCUGUUUUCCCGGACCUCCUGGUCUUCAAGGAGAACCAGGACCAUUAGGCUUUGCUGGAUUUGCAGGGGUAAGUGGUGAGAAGGGUUCAAGAGGAGAUCCUGGGCUGCCAACCAGAGGGACCCCAGGGUUACCAGGACCUGAUGGUCCAAAAGGGAUCGAUGGCAAUUCUGGACCUAUAGGAAAUGUUGGACUUGAAGGCGAGAGAGGGCCACGUGGGAAACCAGGGACCCCAGGCAUCAGAGGGGACAAUGGGCCCCCCGGACCACCUGGGGUUCCAGGGGAAGACGGCCCACAGGGGGAACCUGGAGAACCAGGACCAGCAGGUAAUAGUGGUCGCGAUGGUGAACAGGGUCUUCUGGGGCCUAAAGGACCUCGAGGUGACAAAGGAGAGCAAGGACCCAAAGGAGAACUGAGGAACAUAAAUGUCCCUGGAGAACCUGGAGACCCUGGACCCCCAGGUCCUUUAGGCUUCACUGGUCUUAAAGGAGAGAUCGGUCCCCCGGGGCUAAAAGGGCAGAAAGGCAGAGACGGUGAACCUGGACUCCUGGGACUGCGUGGAUUUCCAGGAGACCCGGGUAGGGAUGGAGAGAUGGGACUGACAGGUCAACCUGGACCCGACGGCGACUCUGGACUGAAGGGAAUCCCAGGUCUCAAAGGUGAGAAAGGACCUGUGGGGGCUUGCGGGAGUCCAGGUCCAAAGGGAGACCAGGGUCUAAAUGGUCCUCAAGGCCCCAAGGGUGAACCGAGCCCAGCUGGACCAGGAGCUAAAGGAGAGAGAGGAGACAUGGGUGAUCCAGGAUCUGUGGGACCUCCAGGUGAAAAAGGGGAACCAGGGGCUUUAGGACCCAGAGGACUUCCAGGGGGGUGUGGUCUGUGUGGCUCUAAGGGACCCCCAGGCUAUCCUGGAUGCAGAGGUCCUCCUGGUCCUGCUGGUGAGAGAGGCUGUGAUGGUCCAAAGGGGAGAGAUGCCAGUCCAGGUGUAGGUGGUUUCAAAGGUAGCAGGGGACCUCCUGGAGAACCAGGAGCACCUGGUCUGAGGGGGAAGCAGGGACUUGAUGGGAUACCUGGACCUCCUGGGGAGAAAGGAGUUAUGGGAGAACCAGGCUUUGGACCAUGUGGACCAGAAGGACCGAAGGGUCCUCCUGGCCCUGAAGGGGACAGGGGUCCUCCUGGUUUCUGUGGUCCUCCAGGCCCCAGUGGUCCUGUUGGAGACCCCGGUUUUCUUGGGUUUCCCGGGGUAGAUGGUCGUCAAGGGUGUCAAGGACCAAAGGGAGAGUGUUUUCUAGGACUAAAAGGAGAUCAGGGAUUUUCUGGACCACAAGGACCCAGAGGCCGACUUGGCUCACGAGGACCUCCUGGCGAGCCAGGUCUUGGUUUUAAAGGAGACAAAGGAUCUCAAGGGCAAAUGGGUCUUCGGGGGCGCCCUGGUCCUACUGGUGAGGAUGGUCCAGAGGGUGCUAAGGGUGGACAAGGAUGUCGGGGGCCUCCUGGAGAGAGAGGUUCAAGAGGAGCGAUUGGCCACAAAGGACCUCCUGGUUUGAAGGGUACGUCUGGACCAUCAGGUAUCAGAGGUUCACAAGGACCCCCUGGAGAAAAGGGGAUGCCAGGAGAAAGAGGGAGAGAUGUUAUCCACUCGGUCAUACUGCUGCCCGGUGACCAGGGUCCUCCUGGAUAUCCCGGAGAGAAAGGAUCGAGAGGGCCCCCGGGGGCCGCAGGAUUGCCUGGACUUAUGGGAAUAUUCGGGCGCAAAGGUGAAGAAGGUCAAAAAGGGCGGCGUGGAAGUAUUGGACCGAAAGGGCAGCCAGGAGCCUCCGGAAUACCGGGCCAGACAGGUAUUAAAGGAAAUAAAGGUUCACCUGGAAGGAAAGGCCCUCCAGGUGCACCCAAUGGAAACUGUGAUUUGAAGAGUGCCUUCCUCUUCACCAGACACAGCCAGACAGUGUCUGUCCCGCAGUGUCCUCAAGGCUCCACCAAAAUCUACGACGGAUACUCGCUGCUCUUCGUCAAUGGCAACAACCGAGCUCACGGACAAGACCUGGGAACGUUGGGCAGCUGCCUGAAGCAGUUCAGCACCAUGCCCUUCCUGAUCUGCACCACCGACCGCACCUGUCGCUACGCAUCACGCAACGACUACUCCUACUGGCUCUCCGCCGACAGCCAGCUGGGCAGCAAGAGCAUCAUGUCUGAGGACACCCUGCGGCGCUACAUCAGCCGGUGUGCCGUCUGUGAGGCCAAAGCUAAUGUGAUCGCCGUCCACAGUCAGACCAGAGACAUCCCAGAAUGCCCUAGGAGGUGGAGGGCGCUGUGGACCGGGUACUCCUUUGUGAUGGAGACCGGUGCGGGGGCGGAGGGCUCGGGUCAGCCCCUGGUUUCCCCCGGAUCCUGUCUGGAGAGUUUCCGGAGGGUUCCCUUCAUCGAGUGUCAUGACCGAGGAACCUGCAGCUACUACAGCGACAGCUACAGCUACUGGCUGGCUGCGCUCAGGCCUAACAGCAUGUUCAGCAAACCCAGCCCCUGGAACGACUCGGGAGGCCAGACCCAGGAGAUGAUCAGCCGCUGCCGGGUCUGCUUGAAGGAACCAUAGAGGGCCGACCCCCUCCCCCUCCCUCAGGAACCAGGACACAUGAGCCUCCAUCCUGGGUCUGCAGACGUCGAGUGUUCUGGACGGACCGAGCACAGGUCUGACGGCAGAAGCUCAGAUCCACACUGAGUUUGGACUUUAGGAGACCCGGUACCACAGAGAAGGGUUCUGAUUUCUGGAUCAAACCUGUUUGCUGAUGACAUCACUUUGUUCUGUCUGGAUUCAGACACAUGAGGACAAGCAAAAGUCCAAAAAGUUGUAGUUAACCCAUAAGAAUCCAAACCUGUUUCCUUCAAAAUAAAAGGAAGUGAAUCAAGGUGACCUCAGAACACAUUUCUGAUGUUUCUCUGCUGUCAUCGUGGCUUCAGAAGGAACGUAAACAUUUAAAAAAGACAUUUUAGGAAUUAUUUUUUAUGAGAAUCUGAACUGUGAGUCAGACGUUGACAUAUUUCUAUGUUUGUUUCAUAUUUAUUAUCCUGUGUAGAAGCUACUGCGCCUCAAACCCGGUCCUGCAGAAGACCAGGGAAUUUUCUGGAAAGAUUUCUACAAAGAAACCAAAGAAUUCUCCGAUCAUUUAUGAAAAGAUGCAUGAAAGCCACCAGAGUUCUGCUGAGAACGUCUGAAAACUGUUUGCAGUAAAAUCAAUAAAAAUAUUUUAGUGAAA
Messenger RNA from Oryzias melastigma (Indian medaka), 5795 nucleotides. It is a transcript of the gene col4a3, whose product is annotated as collagen, type IV, alpha 3. The coding region runs from base 173 to 5134 and encodes 1653 amino acids. Lineage: Eukaryota; Metazoa; Chordata; Actinopteri; Beloniformes; Adrianichthyidae. Gene Ontology annotation, molecular function: extracellular matrix structural constituent. The record is from RefSeq and is a predicted model, not a curated record. The transcript has 52 exons. Gene Ontology annotation, cellular component: collagen trimer.